Exophiala viscosa is the source of this 2097-nucleotide messenger RNA. Its product is annotated as guanosine-diphosphatase. Gene Ontology annotation, cellular component: Golgi apparatus. Gene Ontology annotation, biological process: protein N-linked glycosylation. Gene Ontology annotation, molecular function: hydrolase activity. NCBI's taxonomy places the organism in Eukaryota, Fungi, Ascomycota, Eurotiomycetes, Chaetothyriales, Herpotrichiellaceae. The transcript has a single exon. Bases 158 to 1948 code for a protein of 596 amino acids. The record is from RefSeq and is a predicted model, not a curated record.
CUUUGCCUUUUAAUUUACCUGCAUCUCGCCGGCGUCGCCGCACCAGUCCAGGGGUCAAGCGCCAACCAGGAAUCACUGGCGCCUCUCCCAGGGUCCGCAUCUGUCCUCGCCAUAUCUUUUUUGUGGCUGCCGUGUCCCCGACAGCGCGAGGCCCCUUAUGCGCCUUCGUCGAGAUAAUAAAUUUCAAUCUGCUCAUUACUCCUCCACAACGGUGAGGCUGUCCAUGUCCUCCUCAAAUUCGUCCUCGGGCGGGAUCUGGUCAUACGUUCCUUUCGGUUCUUCUCCACGCCGUCGCUCAGUAUCCAGCGGCCUGCCAUUGAGACACUCGGCCAACGGCAGUACCGACAACACUCCUUGGGACCCCUUCGAGAAGUCAAGUCGACAGACGAAAGAAAACGACGGAGGCCGCUCCUUCACACUGGAGUCCAUUCGGACCGCUUGGAUGACUCAAAGUCGCCAGGCUCGAUAUGUGAAGGUUGGAGGUGUUUUGGGAUUAAUAGUACUAUUAUAUUGGUUUCUUUCUGGUGGCCAGUAUACCUCCAGCCCCAACAAUGUCUACACUCCCAGCAAUUCUCCGACGACGAAAUGUACGAAGCCUUACGAUCACACGAAACCACUGGUGCAGUAUGCGAUUAUGAUUGAUGCGGGAAGCACGGGCAGCAGAAUACAUGUGUACAAAUUCAACAACUGUGGCUCGACGCCUGAGCUGGAAAAUGAAGAGUUCAAGAUGACGGAGAAGAGACCCGAAGGGUCCGGACUGAGUUCCUACAAGACGGAUGCGGAGGGCGCGGCGAAGAGUCUUGAUCCCUUGAUGCAAGUCGCCCUCACUUCGGUACCGGACGAGUACAAAUCAUGCACGCCGGUUGCAGUGAAAGCUACCGCAGGCUUGCGAUUGCUUGGGGAGGAAAUGAGCCAGAAGAUUCUUGACGCGGUGCGAACGCGCCUGGAGACACAAUAUCCUUUCCCGGUGGUUUCUCGAGAAAAGGGAGGUGUUGAGAUCAUGAAGGGAGAGGAUGAGGGAGUUUUCGCAUGGAUUACCACGAACUAUCUCCUGGGUAAAAUUGGAGGACCAGAUGAGACACCGACGGCCGCUGUCUUCGACCUUGGUGGCGGAUCUACACAGAUUGUCUUCCAGCCGACUUUUAAGAACAGUCCGCAUGGAGGUAUGCCUCCCAAGAUGGCUGACGGUGACCACAAGUACAGCUUGAAGUUCGGCGGCCGAGAAUUCGAGCUUUAUCAGCAUUCACACCUUGGCUAUGGACUCAUGUCGGCGCGAAAAGCACUGCACGUUUCAGUGCUGGAGCAUAUGCACAAGCAGAACCCCGACUCAACAGCGUGGCUCUCUAAGCCCAUUCCGAACGCAUGCAUCACGCCGGGCGAGCAAAAGAAGGUUGACGUUACCAUGCCUGCGGAUCAUCCCCUCGCAGGCGAUCACAGCGUAACUAUGGAGGGUCCAAUCGACGCGUUGCCAGCUCAGUGCCGCGCAUUGGCGGAGGGAAUUCUGUACAAGGAGAAGGAAUGUGCGAUUGCACCUUGCUCCUUCAACGGCGUCCACCAGCCUUCAUUGGACAAGACUUUUGCUAGGGAAGAUGUAUACGUUUUCUCAUACUUCUACGAUCGCACGCACGACCUCGGAAUGCCCGAGUCCUUUACGCUGAGAGAACUACAGGAUCUGACGGAGAAAGUCUGUGGCGGCGAAAAGCACUGGGGCGGCUUCGCUGGCGUUGAAGGCGCCCUUGCUGAGUUGCGCGACCGACCGGAAUGGUGCCUGGAUUUGAACUUCAUGACUGCUCUUUUGCACACUGGAUACGAGAUGCCGAUCGACCGGGAGGUCAAGAUCGCAAAGAAGAUCAAGGGCAACGAAUUAGGAUGGUGCCUGGGUGCCAGUUUACCAUUGCUGGAAUCAGGCAGUGGUUGGGAGUGCCGGAUCAAGGAGGUCUCGGCAUGAUAUUGUUCUUCUUCUUGUACGUUAUCUUUACGUGGAAGGAUGGUAAAAUAGAUUCGGUGAUUGUAGCAAAAACGGGUUUGCCUGGCAGCGGAGUUCAGGAGGAGGGAUAGACAACACUUCGCGCCGUGCUGCAGACUUUAAUCAUGUAU